Messenger RNA from Capsicum annuum, 443 nucleotides. RefSeq names its product S-protein homolog 2-like. The annotation marks the transcript as partial. The record is from RefSeq and is a predicted model, not a curated record. NCBI's taxonomy places the organism in Eukaryota, Viridiplantae, Streptophyta, Magnoliopsida, Solanales, Solanaceae. The transcript has a single exon.
AUGACUCUCUCCAUGAUCAAAAUUUUCUUAAUACUACUAUUAUUAACAAUUCUGCUUGACCUUCCAACAUCAAAAUCAUGUUUUCUUACUCGAAAGUAUCACGUACAUGUUAUCAACAAACUUCCUUCUAAUUCGUCUAAUCUUAAAAUUCAUUGUGCUGCUGGUGAUGACGAGCGUGGAAACCAUUAUCUUGCGGCUAAUCAAGAAUUUGAUUGGUCAUUUUGUCAAGGAUUUGCAUGGACAACGUUAUACUUUUGUCACUUUUGGUGGAAUUCAAAGGAUAAAGUGUUUGAUGUGUAUAAUGAUCCAGUACAUUGUGUUAAUGAUGGAAAACUUUCGAAGCUUACAACACAAUGUGCGUGGGUGGUGAAGCCAGAUGGUUUUUAUUUGGGAACUUAUAUAGGCCCCGGAAAAGUUGAAGAUAUGUAUCGUUAUGCUCAAUG